This is a messenger RNA of Saccharomycodes ludwigii, 822 nucleotides long. RefSeq names its product Yih1p (gene YIH1). The transcript has a single exon. The coding region runs from base 1 to 822 and encodes 273 amino acids. NCBI's taxonomy places the organism in Eukaryota, Fungi, Ascomycota, Saccharomycetes, Saccharomycodales, Saccharomycodaceae. Gene Ontology annotation, biological process: regulation of translational initiation. The record is from RefSeq and is a predicted model, not a curated record. Gene Ontology annotation, cellular component: cytoplasm. Gene Ontology annotation, molecular function: protein binding.
AUGGUUUUAAAUCAAGAUACUCAGGACGAAAUUGAUGCUAUAGAAGCCAUAUAUCCCGAGUUAAUAAAAGAAUUACCCGGUGAUAGACUUGAUAUCAAAGUUCCGCAGCAUGAAGAAUUCACAGUUCAAAUAUCAUUCCCGUCUACUUAUCCAGAUAACGAAGGUCCACAUAUAGUAGAAGUUGUUGUAGAUAAGGAACAUGAAAAAUAUUAUGAUUUAAAGUAUUUAAAAUAUUUAUUUGGUGAUGUAAUGGAUUCUGUUUUUCAAAAAGGCCAAGUUUGUGUUUAUGAUUUUUUAACCGAGUUGGAUGGGGUUUUAUAUAUCGAAGAAGACCAGGAAGAGGAUAAUGAACUUGACCAAGAUUUAAGUGCCAGAUUAGCGGAGUUGACUUCAAACCCAUUGGAUGGUUGGUCAAUUAGUGAGCCUGUGUUUGAUAGGGGAUCUACAUUUGUUGGAUUCGCCUGCCAUGUUAAAAAUGAAGAAGAAGCUUUCCACAAAUUAGCAUUAUUGAAAACUGACAACAAAUUAAAAAGAGCCAAUCAUAUAAUGAUAGCCUAUAGGAUUAAAGGAGACGAUAAUGGUGUUGUAUUUUCCGAUUGUGAUGAUGACGGCGAAGCUGCAGCCGGUGGGAGAAUGUUGCAUUUAAUAACACUGAUGGACGCUUGGAAUGUUAUAGUAGCGGUUGCAAGAUGGUUUAACGGUACACAUAUCGGACCUGAUAGAUUUAAACAUAUAAAUUCAACAGCAAGAGAAGCUGUUAUAAAGGGUGGGUUUGUAAGUUGCGAUAAGAUAGGUGCACAUCAUUCUAAGAAGAAAAAGUAG